Lemur catta (Ring-tailed lemur) is the source of this 867-nucleotide messenger RNA. Its product is annotated as ret finger protein-like 4A. NCBI's taxonomy places the organism in Eukaryota, Metazoa, Chordata, Mammalia, Primates, Lemuridae. Gene Ontology annotation, molecular function: protein binding. The record is from RefSeq and is a predicted model, not a curated record. The coding region runs from base 1 to 867 and encodes 288 amino acids. The transcript is spliced from 2 exons.
AUGGCUGAACACUUUAAAGAAGCAAGUAGAUGUCUUACCUGCCUUUCUUAUCUCAAUGAACCCAUGCAUCUGAUAUGUGGCUAUGUUUGUUGCCUCCAAUGCCUCAACUCACUGCAGAAGGAGCCCCAUGGGGAGGGUUUUCUGUGUCCCCUCUGCCCUGUGGUCUCUCAGAAGAGUGAUAUCAGAGCCAAUCCCCAGCUGGGGGAGCUGGUUUCCAAAGUCAAGGAACUAGAGCCCCAGCUGAGAGUUAUUCUACAGAUGAACCGAAGGAUGAAGAAGUUCCAAGUGGAUGUGACCUUGGAUGUGGACACAGCCAACAACCAUCUCAUCAUUUCUGAUGACUUGAGGAAUGUCCGUCGUGGGCGUUUCAAGCAGAACAGGGAAGAGCGUGCAGAGAGAUUCAGCCAUGCACUGUGUGUCCUGGGCUCCCCUCGGUUCACUUCCGGCCGGCACUACUGGGAGGUGGACGUGGGCACAAACAAAGAAUGGGACGUGGGAAUUUGCAGAGAAUCUGUUAAUCGACAAGGAAACAUCCUACUGUCUUCAGAAUUGGGCUUCUGGACUGUGGGUUUGAUCAACGACCAGCUCUACACUGCCAGCACCACACCUUUCACAGGUCUCUGGGUGAGUCCCCGGUUAUGCCAAAUGGGGAUUUUUCUGGACAUGGAUAUGGGCACCGUGUCCUUUUAUAACGUCAGUGAUGGGUCCCAUGUCUUCACAUUCACUAAGAUUUCUACUACGGAGCCACUGUGCCCAUUUUUCUCUCCUGUAGAUGACAUGAAUGAUGAUCAAAGCUUCCUGAGUAUUUGUCCUGUGAUGAAUCCAGCCAUUGUCAGUCCUCCAAAUUAUCCUGGGCAAGAGGAAUAA